Molecule: messenger RNA, 498 nt
Organism: Orbilia oligospora ATCC 24927
Lineage: Eukaryota; Fungi; Ascomycota; Orbiliomycetes; Orbiliales; Orbiliaceae
Exons: 1
Coding region: 1-498 (165 amino acids)
Source: RefSeq, a predicted model, not a curated record
AUGACACAUCCCACCCGGACACAAUCUACCUCGAGCUUGUCCGCCCUCUUUACAAGCGAAGUCCCCUCAUAUCCCACUUCUACGCUACCCUCUCCACUAUUCUAUAAUUCGGGCGAUAGUGAAGGAGAAGAAGAAGGCGAUGACGAAUUAAUAUACCCCCACGAAUAUGGCGACUCCGAUGACAGCCAAUAUGACACCGAAGAUGGCGAUGUAGCCGUGCUCUAUGGGAGUACAAUCGACCUAGGGUUAACAUAUCCAGCCGGUAUCAAUCCUCUUGGGGGCGAGGAUCCGGGCUGUUUGAAUUUUACCAAUUUCGACGAUGUACCUGUUAGUUUGAGAAAGGCUUGGGUGGAACAAUGGGGGGCCAGUGGAGGGGAUGAUGAUAACGAUGAAGAGGAAGUGGAGAAUCUCAAGAUUGAAACUGCAACAGUAGGAAGGGUCUUUCGGGCGAAUUCUGUAACUUUGGUUGAUGUUGAUGAGCAGCAAGUUAAUGUAUAA